AUGAUAAAAAUACAGUUCUGUAUCUCCUAAAAUUGGUUUUAUCAGAUACUGUUUUAUCAGAAUAUAGGAAAAUCAUCAGUUCACAGGUGUGUUCGUAGACAAAAGGUUUGCGUUAAGUUGCGUAUUAGCAAAAUGAAGCUAUUGAAAUCUGGUGUAUUUUAUUUGACCGUAGCUUUGCUUGUCGUUGCUUUGUUUACCGAAGAUGUAGAAGCGAGAAGAAAAAUCGUGCGGGGACGAAAAACUCUAUCACGAUCGUAUAUGAGACAGAGUAGUCUUCCGGCUUGGUCCAUCGUUAUAUUAGUUGCAGUUGGAGAACUUAUCCUAGGGGGUGUUUUAUAUGUGGCGAUGAAGAAAAUUAUUUUGGAUCAGCCACUUACCGGUCAAUACGAGGUGGUUGAUUAUGACGUUUAGAUGAUUCUUCAUAAUUCAGAAAUUUUAUAAUUUUGUAAUUUUUUUUUAUAAAAUUGUAUGUUUGUAAUGUGAUUGUUCCAAAGAUUUAAAUAAUUAUUUAAUAAUUAAUUAUAAUGAAAAUUUUAAUAAUUUUAAAUUUUGAA
This is a messenger RNA of Aethina tumida (small hive beetle), 554 nucleotides long. RefSeq lists its product as uncharacterized. The coding region runs from base 133 to 411 and encodes 92 amino acids. NCBI's taxonomy places the organism in Eukaryota, Metazoa, Arthropoda, Insecta, Coleoptera, Nitidulidae. The transcript is spliced from 3 exons. The record is from RefSeq and is a predicted model, not a curated record.